AUGACAAAUGUUUUAUACCUGUUCACAAGCCUGCCUGGAUACUCAAGAUUCAGAUUCCUUGAGGAAGGAAAUGAUACAAAACCGUACCAAGAACCUUCUGGAUUCAAGCCUGGACAAAGCUCUUUAAACAAGCAGCCUGUAAAUAAGCAGGAGAAGUGCAAUGAAAAUUCUAAGUCCCAAGCAGAGAGGAGUGGAAGCCAGUCAGAAGGGAACCAGAAUCAAUUGGAAGGAUCUCAAGGCCAAUCAUCAGAAAAUCGACAUCAUUCAGAGAGAUCUCGUGGCCAGUCAGAGAGUUCUUGUGGCCAGUCAGAGAGUUCUCAGGGCCAGUCGGAAAGAUCUCAUGGCCAGUCGGAAAGAUCUCAUGGCCAGUCAGAAAGAUCUCAUGGCCAAUCAGAGAGUUCUCAUGGCCAAUCAGAGAGUUCUCAUGGCCAAUCAGAGAGUUCUCGUGGCCAGUCAGAGAGAUCUCGUGGCCAGUCAGAGAAAUCUCAAGGCCAUCAGAGAGAUCUCAAGGCCAGUCAGAGAGAUCUCGUGGUCUGUCAGAGAGUUCUUGUGGCCAGUUGGAGAGAUCUCCAGGCCAAUCUGAGAGAUCUGGUGGCCAGUCCGAGAGAUCUCGUGGCCAGUCCGAGAGUUCUCAUAGCCAGUCCAAGAGUUCUUUCUGAGAGAUCUCGUGGCCAGUCUGAGAGAUCUCGUGGCCAUCCCGAAAGAUCCCAGGGCCAAUCGGAGAGAUCUCGUGGCCAGUCAGAGAGAUCUCGUGGCCAGUCAGAGAGAUCUCGUGGCCAGUCAGAGAGAUCUCAUGGCCAGUCAGAGAGAUCUCGUGGCCAACCGGAAAGGUCUCGUGGCCAACCAGAGAGAUCUCGUGGCCAAUUAGAGAGGGCUCAUGGCCAGUCAGAGAGAGCUCAUGCCCAAACAGAAAGAUCUCGUGGCUACACAGAAAGAUCUCGUGGCUACACAGAAAGAUCUCAUGGCUAUAGAGAGAGAUCGCGGGGCUACCAAGAGAGAUCUCGUGGCUAUAGAGAGAGAUCUCACGGUAUACAGAGAGAUCUCGUGGCUACACAGAGAGAUCUCAUGGCUACACAGAGAGAUCUCGUGGCUACACAGAAAGAUCUCAUAGCCAAUUAGAGAGAUCUCGUGGCCACACAGAAAGAUCUCAUAGCCAAUUAGAGAGAUCUCAUGGCCACACAGAAAGAUCUCAUGGUCACUCAGAAAGAUCUCAUGUUCCAUCAGGGAGAUCUCAUGUCCUAUCAGGGAGAUCUCAUGUCUUAUCAGAGAGAUCUCAUGCCCCAUCAGGGAGAUCUCAUGUCCUAUCAGGGAGAUCUCAUGUCUUAUCAGGGAGAUCUCAUGUCUUAUCAGAGAGAUCUCAUGUCUCAUCAGAGAGAUCACAUGCCCCAUCAGGGAGAUCUCAUGCCCCAUCAGGGAGAUCUCAUAUCCUAUCAGGAAGAUCUUAUGGCCAAUCAGGGGGAUAUCGAAGACAUUCACCAACAGAAAGAGUCAAAACAUCACCCAAAACUGAAUCUGAUUUUGACAGUAGCUUCCAAACUCUGGCACCGGUCCCACGAAUGUUCUGAAUCCGGUGAGACAAAAACCAGUCCCUCAGGCAGCCCCCAGAGAAACCAGAACAUUGCAGACAUGGUCCACUUCUAG
This is a messenger RNA of Lontra canadensis (Northern American river otter), 1641 nucleotides long. It is a transcript of the gene LUZP4, whose product is annotated as leucine zipper protein 4. NCBI's taxonomy places the organism in Eukaryota, Metazoa, Chordata, Mammalia, Carnivora, Mustelidae. The record is from RefSeq and is a predicted model, not a curated record.